ACUCUAUGCUUUUCUCGACCAUUGUUAUAGCCUGCCAUGGGACACAAGUCUGGCGGUUCGUGGUUCCAAUACUCUCCGUGACCCAGAUUUGGGGGCAUAAUUGGGGUUGCCUGACCUGGCAUUGGGAUUCAGACAUUCAUACAAACCUCUGGAUCAUCCAUCAUGGAACCUGGCUGCCCAGCCUUGUGGAGCAUCAUUGCCGGAUUACGUGGAGCCUUUCUGGCAGUCUCUCGGAACAGCUCGUUAGUCACCACUAUUCCUAAUUGCGUUGAUUUCUUUCUUAACCUCCCCCCCUUUUCUGUGGUCUUAUUAGUACCCUCCGUACUGGACUACCUUACCCUCAACUUCAGGAGACCGAACGCGGGAGUACUAACUGAAAGGUUGCAGGACAGACACUCCACUGGACGAAUAAAGGCACAGGAGCAAGGGUUUCUGUUCUCGCUGGGAGACAGGCAUGGAAGAGUCUAGUUGACUUGAUCUUGUAUUGCAUAUCAUGGCGUGAAUGGGGAGUGAGAGAUCCCCUUUUAUUUUUCUGUGAUUUCCCUGUC
Messenger RNA from Colletotrichum navitas, 548 nucleotides. RefSeq lists its product as uncharacterized. The record is from RefSeq and is a predicted model, not a curated record. The transcript has a single exon. The coding region runs from base 163 to 468 and encodes 101 amino acids. NCBI's taxonomy places the organism in Eukaryota, Fungi, Ascomycota, Sordariomycetes, Glomerellales, Glomerellaceae.